AUGACCCUAUGGAAGGACUUUGUUGAAACAUUUGGGGUGAAACUGACCAGGAUAGAGAGGUCCCAUAGUCUCUCAGCAGUGCGCUGGUUUGCAAGUAGUGUUGUUGCUCUCUGUGCUCGAAUAACCUGUUUCUUUCGAGUUUUACGCUUGGAAAAGGUGCCUUUACUUGGGAAUCCGUGUACAAUGGGAAAACUGACAACCAUGCCUGCAGGUCUGAUAUAUGCAUCUGUAAGUGUACAUGCAGUCAAAGAAGAGGAAUCCAAAAAGCAGCUAGUGAAACCAGAGCAGCUCCCUAUAUAUACUGCACCACCGCUUCAGUCUAAAUAUGUUGAAGAGCAGCCUGGUCAUUUACAAAUGGGUUUUGCUUCCAUCCGGACUGCAACUGGUUGUUAUAUUGGCUGGUGCAAGGGUGUUUAUGUCUUUGUGAAAAAUGGGAUAAUGGAUACAGUACAAUUUGGAAAAGAUGCUUAUGUCUAUCUGAAGAAUCCUCCUCGAGACUUUCUUCCGAAAAUGGGAGUUAUUACAGUUUCAGGAUUGGCGGGCUUGGUUUCAGCGAGAAAAGGUUCCAAGUUUAAGAAAAUUACUUAUCCUCUGGGACUGGCCACUUUAGGAGCAACUGUUUGCUACCCAGUUCAGUCCAUAAUAAUUGCUAAGGUAACAGGGAAAAAGAUAUAUGCUACAAGCCAGCAAAUUUUUGGAGCAGUUAAAUCACUGUGGACAAAAAGCAGCAAAGAAGAGUCACUCCCUAAACAUAAAGAAAAAACUAAGCUAGGAUCCUCUGUCGAAAUAGAAGUACCUGCAAAAACAACUGACGUCUUGAAACACUCAGUGCCCUUGCCAACAGAACUCAGCUCUGAAGCGAAGACCAAAUCAGAAUCCACUUCAGGUGCAACACAGUUUAUGCCUGACCCCAAGCUCAUGGAUCACGGGCAGUCCCACCCAGAAGAUAUAGAUAUGUACAGCACUAGAAGCUGAAGUAGACUGCAUACAGAGACUACAUAGAAAACUACAAGAUGUGUGACGUUGCAAAUAAUGAUGAAAAAAAUCAUGUAAUGGGUAACUGAUACAUAGCGUAUUACUUAAACCAAGUUUUUCCCUUACAUAUCCAAAUGUACAAUUAGAUAAAUUACAUAAGUGGUUAACAGACAAACUGAAUGCAAUACAAACAAUGUUAAAUGAUUGAUGAGGAGACUUAGGUAGAAGUAUUAGCUUGCAUUUGAUGACCUUUAAAGGCAUUU
Messenger RNA from Mandrillus leucophaeus (drill), 1238 nucleotides. It is a transcript of the gene APOOL, whose product is annotated as apolipoprotein O-like. Lineage: Eukaryota; Metazoa; Chordata; Mammalia; Primates; Cercopithecidae. The transcript is spliced from 9 exons. The record is from RefSeq and is a predicted model, not a curated record. Gene Ontology annotation, biological process: cristae formation. Gene Ontology annotation, cellular component: MICOS complex. Bases 1 to 975 code for a protein of 324 amino acids.